Contarinia nasturtii (swede midge) is the source of this 1094-nucleotide messenger RNA. It is a transcript of the gene mRpL4, whose product is annotated as 39S ribosomal protein L4, mitochondrial. NCBI's taxonomy places the organism in Eukaryota, Metazoa, Arthropoda, Insecta, Diptera, Cecidomyiidae. Gene Ontology annotation, biological process: translation. Gene Ontology annotation, molecular function: structural constituent of ribosome. Gene Ontology annotation, cellular component: ribosome. The record is from RefSeq and is a predicted model, not a curated record. Bases 190 to 987 code for a protein of 265 amino acids. The transcript has a single exon.
UUAUGUACUUUUUUGUUUAGUUUUGUUCCAUUGAAUAGACCAAAACAGAAGGGAAAAAAUUUCAUUUUUCCACAAUAAAAACUUUUCGCACGAGAGAAAAAAGUAUGAAAACUAGCACGCGUCACGCGUAAAUAAAUCAAAUUCAUUUGAAAUAAAUUUGUGAAGCAUAUCGCCUUUGUUAAAACCAAAAUGUUUAAAACGUUAAUAUCGUCGGUGCUGCAAAAUGUGGCUACGCGAAACUAUUGUACAAAACCCGCGACCAUUUUCCCGGUUAUGAAUAAAUUUUUGGAUAGAACAAAUCAAGUGGUGCGUCAAGUAUGGAUUGAAAAUAUGGACACAACAAAUGUACAGCGAAAAGGUAUUAUGGAAUUGCAUCCCGAUAUAUUUGCGGCUGAGCCUCGUAUUGAUAUCAUACAUCGUAAUGUAAUCUGGCAGCAAAAGUAUAAGCGUGUCAGUUUCGCUUGGGCUAAAUCACGAGCAGAGAAAAAAGGUGGCGGCCGAAAACCAUGGCCACAAAAAGGACAAGGUAGAGCACGUCACGGUUCGAUUCGGUCGCCAAUAUUUCGAAAUGGUGGUGUUGCACACGGUCCACGAAGUCCAACUUCAUACUAUUAUAUGUUACCAUUUCCCGUAAGAAUUGCUGGCCUAACAUCAACUUUGUCGGCGAAAUUGGCUCAAGACGAUUUACAUAUCGUUGACGACAUGGAAAUACCAACAGAAGAUCCGGAAUACAUUAAAAAUUUAUUGGCCGAACGUAAAUGGGGACCAUCAGCAUUGUUUAUCAAUUUGGAAGAUACGGUACCACGAAAUAUUGCCGUUGCCACCGAUUCAAUUGGUUACAUCAACAUUAUGCCUGCCUAUGGUCUCAAUGUUUAUUCCAUGCUGAAACACGAUACAUUAAUUCUAACAACAAAGGCCGUUGAACAUAUUCAGGAGCGACUUUUAUACAAUCUGAAUCGUCAAGAUACCAUUAAUUUUACAAAAUAAAUGGCGACAGUAUAGUCAGUGUAUUCAUAGUUCAUUUUAUCGUUGUUGUAAAUUCAAUAAAAGAAUGAAAAAAUACAAGCGAAUAAAUUUUACUUUUAAAUAAUAAA